AUGCAUGAAUGUUCAACUGCUGAUUUGGGGGUUAAUCCAGGAGACGUUUCAGAUGGGUUUUCAGGCAUCAAGGAUUACUUCGACGAACUUUUCAAUAAUUAUUUGUCAUACUUCCAAAGCCAGGAAGUAGAUAACUUUAAAUUUACAAAAUUAGAGCUUCUGAAUGAAGGCGUUGAACUUUUUGAAAACAUUGUAAGCGAUUUAGAGAUAAAUGAAAUUUCAAUUUCGCUAGAUGGCAUUCUACAAGCAUAUGAAGAGUUGAUAGACAAUCAGACACCAGCAGGAACCCUGAAGAAUAAAGCAAUUUGGACUAUUUUUUUCAAGUCAGUUAUGGAAAGGAUGGGAGUUGAAACUGAAUCUACUGCUGAUUAUUUAACUCAAGUUGCGAUAAUGCGAAUCAAUCCGGCCGACUAUCCUAUUAGCUGCAUUGCUAAAAAAAUAAAUGGAUUUCUAUAA
Messenger RNA from Clunio marinus, 456 nucleotides. Lineage: Eukaryota; Metazoa; Arthropoda; Insecta; Diptera; Chironomidae. The record is from the annotation of a GenBank genome assembly.